GUGAGAGGACUGCUGUCAGUCAACGAUGGGUGGGUUCCUUAUAUGGAAACUAUGAGUCCCACCCAUUCCUGUUAGUUAAGUACAGUCAACACCGCUGUUGGUCACAGAAACACGUCCUCCAGGAAGAGAUCUACAACAAGCAGACUAAAUAAACCAUGAGCUACCCUGGAUACCCCCCUCAGCAAGGUGGAUACCCCCAACAGCCUGGGGGUUACCCUCCACAGCAACCCGGCGGCUACCCACCUCAGCCUGGAGCUUACCCUCCCCAAGCUGGAGGUUACCCGCAGCAGCCAGGCGGCUACCCUUCUCAACCUGGUGGCUACCCUCCACAGGCAGGAGGCUACCCUCCACAGGCUGGAGGCUACCCUCCGCAGGCAGGAGGCUACCCUCCACAAGCUGGUGGCUACCCACCACAGGCUGGAGGCUACCCACCACAGGCUGGAGGCUACCCACAGGCACCACCGCAAGGCAGCUGGGGAGGUGGCCCUGCUGGUGGAUAUCCGUCCAUUGGUCUUGACCAGUUAUCCAAUCCUGGAUACAACGCUGGCAUGGCCAACCAGUUCUCUGGGGGUUAUCCUCAAAACCCGUCCAUGUUCGCCCAAGCCCCUGGGGGGUACCCACCUGCCGCUCAGCCUAGCGGGUAUGGUGCCCCCAUGCCUAACCAACAGUCAUAUGGCCUGUACCCACAGCCAGGAGGAGGCAUGCAACACCCCCAAGGCCCAGGGAUGGGCUACCCUGGUCAGCCUGGCCAGCCAAUGCCCGGAUACCCUCGUGCACCAUCGCCCAACCCACCCAUGCCUGGUUAUGGAGGAGCACCGGCACCUAUGCCAGGUUACCCAAAGGUCCCUUCACCAAAUCCAUCCAUGCCAGCCUACGGAGGAGGAGGAGGAGGAGGCAUGCCAAUAGCUCCAGCUGUCAAUAGAGGAUUCAGGGGAACAAUCAAGGACUUCCCUGGAGCUGACCCACUUAGAGAUUGUGAGGUCCUGAGGAAGGCCAUGAAGGGCUUUGGAACUGAUGAGCAAGCCAUCAUCGACUUGCUGGGGAGUCGCUCCAACAGGCAGCGUGUGCCUUUGCUCAAAGCCUACAAAACGUCCUACGGGAAGGAUCUGGUUAAGGACCUGACUUCAGAACUGUCUGGAGACUUUAGGAAGAUGGUCAUGGCCACGUUGAAGACCCCAGCGCAGUUUGAUGCCUCUGAGCUCCACAGUGCCAUAAAGGGAGCCGGAACCGAUGAAGGCUGUCUGAUAGAGAUCUUGUCUUCUCGCUCCAACGCUGAAAUCAAGGAGAUAACCCGUGUAUACAAACUAGAAAACAAGAAGUCACUGGAGGAUGCCAUUAGUGGGGAUACAUCAGGCCACUUCCGCAGGCUCCUGAUCUCUCUCGCUCAGGGUAAUCGCGACGAACGACCGAAUGUUGACAUCUCUCUGGCUAAACAAGAUGCUCAGUCCCUGUACGCUGCUGGAGAAAACAAGCUGGGAACAGACGAGUCCAAGUUUAAUGCUAUUUUGUGCGCCAGGAGCAUACCCCAUCUCAGAGCAGUGUUUAUUCAGUACCAGCAGAUGUGCGGCAGGGAUAUCGAGAAGAGUAUCAGCAGGGAGAUGUCCGGAGACCUUGAGAGUGGCAUGUUGGCAGUGGUGAAGUGUAUUAAGAACACAACUGGCUACUUUGCUGAGAGACUUUACAAGUCCAUGAAGGGAGCUGGGACCAAAGACACAACCCUGAUCCGGAUCAUGGUCUCCCGUUCUGAGGUUGACAUGCUGGAUAUCCGCCAGGAGUAUGUGAAAAACUACGGCAAGUCGCUGUACACGCACAUCUCUGGAGACACAUCAGGAGACUACAAGAAACUCCUACUGAAGUUCUGUGGGGGUUCUGACUGAAAAGGAAACAGUGACCUCACUGUGCUACAUUAUAGAAAUGUUCUACAAAAAUAUCAGUUUUCUGCCUUAUCUUCAUGCACUAUACAAAAAACGCAAACCUGCAUGCCAUGCCAGUACUCUCAAUGCAAUGUUUACCUAGUUUUAAGAACCACCUUUUUUUUCGUUUCUUUUCUAUAUACAGUAUGCACACAAAGGUUUUAUAUUUUUGCACUUGUAAUAUCUUGCUGGAUAUUUGAGUUGAAUACACAUGGCCAUACAAUAGAUUAGAAAGAGAUUACAUUUGAGUUUUUAGAGCUAUAUAUUUUUAGAAUAUUUUAUAUAAAUUUUGCCAAUAUGAUCAGCUAUCUAAUGAUAUCUGACACAUUUAUCAGCUAAUUUUGUAAUGUUCAGCAAUGCUGAAUAAAGUAUGAGACAUGGAAUACAUAGCAGCUAAGUACCAAAGUUGUAUAUCAAUGUUUGCGAUUGUAUAAUCUCUUCUUUACUUUGUCUUUCCUUUUUUUUGUUCAUCAUAAUUGUGCUGUAUUUGCAGCAGAUGCUUUAAUGUGUGUAUUAUCAUUGUAGCACGUAAAACUCAAGCAUUACAUUUCAUAAAUUUUGGUGAUUUUUUCAUCAUGAGUCUCAGAAAAUAAAUAUUGAGAAUGCUUUGCUGGAA
Molecule: messenger RNA, 2529 nt
Organism: Sebastes umbrosus (honeycomb rockfish)
Lineage: Eukaryota; Metazoa; Chordata; Actinopteri; Perciformes; Sebastidae
Gene: anxa11a
Product: annexin A11a
Exons: 15
Coding region: 156-1877 (573 amino acids)
Biological process (GO): cytokinetic process; phagocytosis
Cellular component (GO): cytoplasm
Molecular function (GO): calcium ion binding; calcium-dependent phospholipid binding
Source: RefSeq, a predicted model, not a curated record